UAAAGUGGCUGAUGCAGUGGGGGGAACAAAGCAGAUAUAUAACAGUGUGGAGACAAAGUGGAGUCACAGAGGAGACUAAAGGAGGAUAAUCUGUCCAGAGGAUGAAGUGUGUUACUGUUGUUGUUUUUCUGACUCUCCUUUCACUGGGACUUUCUGCCCCUCUGAGUGACUGUGAGAGUCUGGUAAAACCAAUACCAAUCAGCAAUGAAUAUAUGUUGGGGAAGUGGCAUUACAUCGGUGGGAGCUCUGACCUCCCAGGAAGCCGAUCGCUGGGCCACAUGCUGAGCAGCGUCUGGAUCGAUAUCACCGCAACAAGUCACAGCAACAUCCUCAACCUCGUCCAAACGCAGAGACUAUAUGGUCAGUGUUCAAGCUUAAUAUAUAAUGUGACUUUUGAAAACAGCACAAUGUUAAUUGAACAACCAUUUUACCUUAAGGAAGUAUACCUGAUGACAGACUGCUCCGACUGUUUGGUUGCCUACGAAGAAGUCAUCUCCGGCAAAGACACUUUCACCAGUUUUAUGCUUUUUAGUAAGAGAAAGAGUGUCUCAGAUCCUGCUCUAGAGAUGUUCAAAAGACAAGCCGAAUGUCUGGAGAUGCCAUCACCUAUAAUACAUGACACAAACAAUGAAAUAUGUCCAGACAACAUCACCCCUUCAGAGGGACUCAGUGCCCUUAACUCUUUAUUGGAGGCCAAGAUGGGACAUCGAGUUGCAAGACUUCUUGAUACUCUCUUUGACAUGUUUGUGAACUGAUUUAUAAUUCAUUUUGAUUAGAUUUUUCUUGUGAUGAA
Molecule: messenger RNA, 793 nt
Organism: Sphaeramia orbicularis (orbiculate cardinalfish)
Lineage: Eukaryota; Metazoa; Chordata; Actinopteri; Kurtiformes; Apogonidae
Exons: 6
Coding region: 102-755 (217 amino acids)
Source: RefSeq, a predicted model, not a curated record